AGAAAGAAUGUCAAGAAGUCGAUUGUUAUGGUUCGGCUUUGGAUUCACAACGGCAUACGCCUAUAUGUCCCUAUCCGUUUUGCAUGACGUGAAGGCUCAGCGUUUUGUGCUUAACCGUUGCUGGGAACGCGUUGACGCUCUUGAAAAUAGAAUGUCCCAGAUGGAAUCUUCUUCUCCAAAACCUUCUUCUACUCCCUCCUCCCCUUCAGUUUCUGAUAAGGGUGAAGGUCAGAUUACUUUCGGGUGAAAUGACAUAAUAAAAUAGGUGCCGAGGACACUUUGAGUUUUUUUUUCAGGCUUUUUCCUGGGAAAUUAAUUAAUAGUGUUGAAAUUUUUUUUUGAAGACUUUAGAAUUUAUAACUGUCUUGUUAUUCUUGGUAAAUUUUUGUGAAAUUUGAUAAG
Molecule: messenger RNA, 402 nt
Organism: Vigna angularis (adzuki bean)
Lineage: Eukaryota; Viridiplantae; Streptophyta; Magnoliopsida; Fabales; Fabaceae
Exons: 2
Coding region: 8-247 (79 amino acids)
Source: RefSeq, a predicted model, not a curated record